Messenger RNA from Solanum lycopersicum (tomato), 3648 nucleotides. NCBI's taxonomy places the organism in Eukaryota, Viridiplantae, Streptophyta, Magnoliopsida, Solanales, Solanaceae. The record is from RefSeq and is a predicted model, not a curated record.
CACUUGCAGGAAAAAUCUUCAAUUGAAUAGGUCUCUUCAGACUCUUUACUGUUGCUACCUAAACUAGCUUUCUUCAGAAGAUCCAUCCUCUAUUCAGUUCAAUGUUCUUGAACUUCUACCUUCAGUGAAAAAGUACGUUAUACGCUUGACAUGGGAUGCCAGAUUAUUCAUGAAGUCAGUCAGACGUGCUGGUCCUAGUAGCUUCCUGAAUAAAGAUGUAAGUGUUACUUAUUAAUGUGGCAAAACUUUACUUAGCCUUGUUCCUGUUGAAAGAUGCAUUAGUGUUGAAGACUCCAAUUGACCUUUGCACCUUUAACAUGCUCAGAUUUUGCAAAUAUACAUGUAUAAACAUAAACACUAGAAUUUUUCAGUCUGAAAAUGUUAAAAAAGAAAAAAACUGUAAGGAAGUAUGAUCAACAGUAGAAUCAGUUGACAUGAAAUAUAUUCAAAUCUGUAAAGGCAUGAAUGGAAGAGGCUGUCAUUCAAUCAAGUAGUAAACACAACUGGAUCAUUUCCUUUUUUAUUUUUAGAUGUUAAUGUGGCUACUAACUAUCUCCUAGUGUUGCUUGUUCCCAGGAAUAACCAGCUAGAGCAUUUCAUUCUGUCCUCUUUUUCUGCUUCCACUUAUUUUUUUAAAAUAGGAGUAAUUUUUUUUACUCAAGGACCGACAAGCAAAAUGAAAAGGAUAAGAAAAAGGGUGUGUUUGCCAUAUUUUGUAAAAAUAUCUUUUUUAUAUUUGAUGAUUAAAAUAUUAUGAAAUUUUCUUCAAGUUUCUUAAAAAUUAAGAAGGCAACUUCCUUCUCUAGCUACCCCAUCACUCCAGUCAAUCAUUUGAAUUCCUUUUCCUUUGAAAGAUGGAGAAAAUAUAGGUGAUGGAUUCCCAAAUCUUUGGGAGCAACUUGGAAAAGGCAUCCAUUAGUGGUAUAUUGUUUGUGGUCCAUGCUCUAUCUUCAUCCUUACGGGUUGAAUAGUCCAAACUCCAAAACAAUUUGGUACCCACACUCCUUGUUGGGCAUCGAUAGAGACGGUACCUGGGCUACUUGCUAAAAUAAUGUUCUUUUCCAUAUCUACAUUGCCAUACUGUUGAUAAUUAGGAAUAUUAUCUGAUUGGAGCGAUUCACAAAACAUCAACGUGGACCUUCUUAAAUCAACACAUGAUUAGUGAUUAUGUUAUCUUCUUCUUCUCCUUUUUUUUUUUUAAUAACACGUCGAUAUUGAUAAAUGAUAAGAGUCAAAUUUUGUCACUUACCUAUCAUGUUAAUGUUUUUGUUUGGAUUUUAAAAUGGAGAAUACAAGUAUUUGUAUGAAUGAAUGAACAAGUGGGUAAACAUGGAAUUACAAGAAAUGAUGGAGUCCGGAAAGUUGAAAAUUGGAGGGCUAGAGUAGAGUAUGAAGAUGAUUUAGGGUUGCCCAAAUUAAUCCAUUCACCGCCCAACUUGUUACAUGAAUAUUUGUAGGAGCAAGAUUUAGUUAUUUCAUUUUUUAUUUUAUCUAAAAUAAUAUAUAAAUAUAACUUUAAUUAUCAUUAUGGAUGAUUUUUGUAAUUUGAUUAUAAUGUGUUAAAUAUUAUAUCAAAUGUAAUAAUAAUAAUUGUACUAAUUUUAAUACUUGAAACUUCGGAUGGUAACGAUCAAAUUAGUCAAAAAUGAUUCUACUAAAGGCAUAAAUCAACAUUGCACUUUGAGAUAGUCUUUUGUUUAAAAUACAAAAAAAAAAAAAUAAUAAAAUUUUAGCAGUCAAUUUUGGAACAAGUCCAUUAAAUUCGUAAUCUCCUUCCCCUUGGGAGAAAAAGAAAGGAGGCACUUAAUUUUCUGAGGGCUACUUUAAAAGAGAAUACAAAUAUGAAGAUAAUAUUAUUAAAUAGAGAUAGAAUAGUAUAAAAUGAGUAGUCGUAGUUAGUAGUGUGAUAAAAUGGAUGGCUUUUGCGUUCAUUAAAGCGUCGUCUGGAAAGAUGAUGAGCUUUUGCCUUUCUUCCACAGACAUUGGAGACUCGUUCUACUUUUAACCCUUUCAUAUCUUCUUCUUCAUUCAUCCCAUCUCACUAUUCUUCUUUACAAAAAUUGACAUGGAUGACGAGUAUGCUAAGCUUAUCAGGAGGAUGAAUCCUCCCAGAGUGGUGAUUGACAAUGACUCUUGUGAGAAUGCAACCAUUAUCCAGGUUGACAGUGUCAACAAGCAUGGGAUUCUUCUUCAAGUUGUGCAGGUUCUGACGGAUUUAAACCUUGUUAUCACCAAAGCAUACAUUUCCUCUGACGGGGGAUGGUUUAUGGACGUGUUUAAUGUGACUGAUCAAGUUGGAAAUAAAGUAAGAGAUGAACAAAUCAUCAGCUAUAUCCAAAAGACUCUUGAAAAUGAUGAGGUUCUGUUACCCUCUUUAAGGGGAACUGUUGGCUUGAUACCUUCUGAAGAGCACACGUCCAUUGAACUUAGUGGUACAGACAGACCUGGCUUAUUGUCUGAAGUGUGCGCAGUUCUUGCUGACCUUCACUGUAAUGUGGUGAACGCUGCAAUCUGGACGCAUAAUGCGAGGGCUGCAGCUGUGGUUCAUGUUGUGGACGACGUUACUGAUUGUGCAAUUGAAGAUCCAAAACGCCUUGCUACAAUCAAGAAACUUCUUCGUAACGUCCUCAAGGGGAACAAUGAUUUGAAGACUGCAAAGAUGACACUUUCACCGCCUGGAUUUACACAUAGGGAGAGAAGAUUACACCAGAUAAUGUUUGAUGAUAGGGAUUACGUAAAAGUUAGAAAGACAGAACAGGGCAACAUUGAGGAUUUGAAGUCCGGGCCUUGUGUAACUGUUUAUUAUUGCAGUGAAAAGGAUUAUACUGUGAUCACUAUGAGGUCAAGGGAUCGACCUAAGCUGUUGUUCGAUAUUGUCUGCACUCUGACUGACAUGCAGUAUGUGGUCUUUCAUGGAGUUGUUCACACAGGAAAGAACGAAGCUUAUCAGGAAUUCUACAUUCGACAUGUUGAUGGGCUUCCAAUAAGCUCAGAGGCUGAGAGAGAACGGGUGAUUUUGUGUCUUGAAGCAGCUAUUGAGAGAAGAACCUCUGAGGGUCUGGAGCUAGAAUUGUGUACAGAAGAUCGGCCAGGACUACUUUCAGAUAUCACUAGGAUAUUCAGGGAAAAUAGUUUGUGCAUUAAAAGAGCAGAAAUCUCAACACAAGGGGGAAAGGCAAAAGAUAUCUUUUAUGUCACAGAUGUGACUGGGAAUCCAGUUGACCAAAAGACAGUUGAUUCAAUUUGUGAGGAAGUUGGCCCAAAUAUGCUGCAUGUUAAGUGGAGUCGUUGUCAUUCCGAAAAGCUACCUGAAGAAGGAACAAUUAGUUACCUCUUUGGGAGUCUCUUCAAAGUUCGAACCCUCCAAAGUCUGAAGCUGAUUGGAUCCUACACUUGAGUGGUUCUCUGUAAGACUGGAAAACAUUGUAGAUAUGUCAGAUUUCAAGUAACAAAAAGUGUAGAUAGAUAUCCUACCCAUUGGUGAAGAAUUCUUUAGUUUCAUGUAAAUUGUAACCAUUAGAUAGUGUGAUGAGAGAUAUAGAAGAAACAUCAGUAGCAGCAGAUAUUGCCAGGGGUUGUCUGUAUAUACAUGGAUGUGCAUAUAUACUCUGGACAGUGUUCACUAUAAAAUGGAAGAACCAAACUGUA